Molecule: messenger RNA, 333 nt
Organism: Lachnellula hyalina
Lineage: Eukaryota; Fungi; Ascomycota; Leotiomycetes; Helotiales; Lachnaceae
Exons: 1
Coding region: 1-333 (110 amino acids)
Source: RefSeq, a predicted model, not a curated record
AUGGCUGUUCAGACUGCGCCCUGGAGAAAUUAUCGCUACCCAGUAACGGCAACAGAGCCAUCAGUCAAUAAUCAAACUGAUCUCGACGAUACGAUGAAUACUCUGAAGCGGUCAGAGACAGAUAUGCAGCCAGGAGCAUUCGGUGGAGUCUUUAAGUCCACCGCGAAUGAGCCAAUCACGUACGAGCGAGAUGCAACCAGCGUCCCCCCUGACGUGCCAAAGAAUACCAGAAUCUUGGCUAUUUAUACCCUCACUCAAGACGACGCUCUUCCUCGCGGAUCUGGCUGGAUGUUGAGUGAUUUCUUAGCCUUCUACCAUCUAUUUCAAAACUAG